AUGCACAACAUCAAUCUUAACAUGAACAUGAACAUGGACCUGAGCAUGGGCCUGAGCAUGGGCCUGAAAAACCCGACCAAAAAGAGAGUUACAUUUAGCCCUUUUGAGACGAUCGAAUACACAUAUAGUGCAGCAGAGUACGAUCGAUCUCGUUUUGCAGUCUAUCCACCCACAACCAUAUCUUCAUUCCGCCCUCCAGUUCCCGUACCAGCCCUGUCUAUUUUGUCGUCUAUGCAGUCUACCCAGCCUAUCACACCAGCCAAGCGCCCCUGUGUUGCGCCACUCAAUCUUUCAAUGAUCCCAAACGGUUCUCGCCGUUCACUUACAGCCAACCUUGACUUGCCACCAUUGGCUAAAAAAAUUACCCAAAAACCAAAGUUAUUUGUCGACACGAAAUCAAUCAGUACCAAUGGUCCCCUGUUCUUCACCAAAUUAUCCACCCACUACAAAAGUCUUUCUGCUUACCCUGACGACGACGACGAAGAUAAUAACUACAUACCUUUGACAGCUGUACAGCAAUCGGCAAUGCUUGUAAUUGGUUAA
Molecule: messenger RNA, 543 nt
Organism: Phycomyces blakesleeanus NRRL 1555(-)
Lineage: Eukaryota; Fungi; Mucoromycota; Mucoromycetes; Mucorales; Phycomycetaceae
Exons: 1
Coding region: 1-543 (180 amino acids)
Source: RefSeq, a predicted model, not a curated record